This is a messenger RNA of Raphanus sativus (radish), 2245 nucleotides long. RefSeq lists its product as uncharacterized. The record is from RefSeq and is a predicted model, not a curated record. The coding region runs from base 1568 to 1876 and encodes 102 amino acids. The transcript has 4 exons. Lineage: Eukaryota; Viridiplantae; Streptophyta; Magnoliopsida; Brassicales; Brassicaceae.
UAUUUUAAACUUUCCCUUGAAUGUUAUUUUAAAUUACUUAAACUAUUAAACAUCCCACAAAAACAUUUUGUAAUCAGUGAUUUAAAUUUUUGUUAUAAAUAAAAAUGAUCAAAAAUAGAAAAAAUGUUUAUUUGGAUUAAUAAAAUUUAUUUAUGUAUUUGCACCAAUUUAAUUAUAUAUGUAGCAGUUACUAAAUUUUUUAUUAUAUAUUUAUUAUUUCAUAAUAUGUAAAACAUAUAAUAUAUAAAACUAAUUUAUAUAUAAUAUUCAUUUCCCGCAAGGUCCGGAUAACCUAGUAGUUAUUAUUAAUGAAUUUCUGGAUGAUUUUAUAUGAUUUGUCGUUUUAUUUUUUAUUCUUUCAAAUCACUAUACUUGAAAAUUUGUUUUUACAGAUUCUUUUCAAAAACUACAAACUUUUUAAAUUCAUAAUUUUUUAAAAAAAUUCAAUUUUAAAAUAUUUAAUGAAAAUAAAUGUUAAUUAAGAAUGUAUUUUAUAAUUAAAAUUAGUGUUAUUAGAUUUAAUGCUUCUUAUAAUCUCUGUUAAAUGUUAAAACAUUAUUUUGAUGAAAAUCACUCUAAAUUCAUAUUAACAAAAUCCUCAUUAAAAUUCACACUUACUGUUUACUAAUUAGUUUAUUGGUUGAAUAUUUAAUUGAAAAGAAAAUCUAAUAGAGUUAUUGGACAACUAAUAUUUUCUUUGAUGCCUGUAAUCUUAGUUAUGUGUUAUCCGGUUGAUAUUAAUUAUUAAGUAAAUUUUAGUGUAUUUUAUUAAGUUAAAAAAUUGGUAAAUCUUAUAUUUUGAUGUAAUUUGUUAUAAAAGAUGAUCUGAAUUUAUGAUGUUUUUUUUUCAUCUGAAUAUAAUUGACAAAACUUGGUAGAAUACAAGAGUGAAUUACAAUAUGAUGGAAUACACUAAGACCUCCAAAAUUAAAAUCUAAAAAAGGAAAUCACAAUCCCAAACGGGAGAAUCACAUAUAAAAGAGAACAAGCUGAAUUGAACUCUAAAAUCACAUUCACAAGGUGAAUUUAUGGUGAUUAAACAUGUUUUAUUUGCAAAAUCAUUUACAAGUUAAAUGUACACAAACUAAUAAAGAAUUUACUCUCUUUCUCAAGAUCUUACAGAGAACAUUUUUUUUGGUUUCCUCACCGAGUUCUCUUCCAAUGCUCGAACCUCCUUUCCGGUAUCGAUGUCGUCCACUCGGUUCUCAGUUCUGGCUUUUAAAUUUGGAUGUCUUUGUUUUCUUUUUCUAUUGAUGGGCGAUGACUUUUAAUUUUAUGUCGCACUUUACAUUUGUGUUGAUGGUGCUUUCCACCAAAAUCUUCACGGUUUUGUUUAUUCUAUAGUUCUUAUGGUUCCUCUGUUCAACCGAUUCUCCUUUCUAACCUCCUAUGUGUUUUCCAUCCCUUGGUUGGGUUUUUUUUUAUAUUUGCUUUUUGUCCUUAUAUUAAAAAUGUUUGGAAUUCUUACAGGAAAAUCGAAGGUUUUAGAACUGAUUGAAGUUGAUUGGAUUCUAUUUCCGAAACGUAGAUCCGGAUCUAUGGAACCACGAGUUGUGUCAGAGAGGAUAUGCAGAAGGGAAUUCGACGCAUAAUUGUUCACAGGUGUAGACCUGACUGUAGAAGACGCUUCACUGAAAAAUCCGCGACUAUUCCUGAAGUUGAUUGCGUAAGGAAGGCAUUAUCUGAUAAGAAGAAGGGUAAGAUGCCAGACACUGUCGUUCAUGGUAAGCACUUUAUGAACUUGAAGCUGGGUUUAGGUUUAGGUUCUGGCACCCAGCAAUUUGGAACGGCUGAUGUCCUGGCAAACGACGAUAGUCCUGAUGAUUGUGAGAUUCUAGCUUUUGCGAGAACGCAAGGAGUGAUAGCCUUACAUUGAUCAACACCACAUGAGGCGUGAGCUUUCAGUCAAGAGCAUUGUCAUGAUGGCUGACUCUUUCAUCAGUCGGUUCCUCGCCAGCUGCAAACACUUUCAAAGGGAGGUUGAUUUUUCCAUCUUACGAUUAAGAAAUCAAAGCACUAUCUUUGACUAGAGUUAUGAUUUUAGGAGAAGAAAUAAGAAAAAAAUUGGAUAAAAGAGGAAUGAAUCAAUGAAUUUAAAGUAGAUGGUUAUUAGAGGUUAAGUUAAUGUUAGUGUUUUUAAAACCGGACCGGCGAGCGAACCGGAAAUAUUUUGGGUCAUGGGUCAAUGUGGUUCGACCUGGUUCGACCUGAUUCGAUUGGGUUCGACCGGGUUUGAUGUACUAAA